Messenger RNA from Penicillium odoratum, 834 nucleotides. RefSeq names its product SDR family NAD(P)-dependent oxidoreductase. NCBI's taxonomy places the organism in Eukaryota, Fungi, Ascomycota, Eurotiomycetes, Eurotiales, Aspergillaceae. The record is from RefSeq and is a predicted model, not a curated record. The transcript is spliced from 2 exons. Gene Ontology annotation, molecular function: oxidoreductase activity. The coding region runs from base 1 to 834 and encodes 277 amino acids.
AUGUCUGAAUCAUCACUGCCAUCAUUCGCACCGCCGAAGCCGAUUCCAAAUCGCCUGCAAGGGAUUGUAGCGCUAAUCACCGGUGCUGCAGGAAAUAUUGGCUUCGAGACCGCUCGACGAUAUCUUCUUGAGGGUGCAAAGGUCACCCUUGUUGACAUUGAUGAGGAUAGACUGAUUCAAUCCAAAAAGGCACUAUUUGAGGCAUUGAAGGGAUCUUCAUUGAAUGAUCAGCACCCAGAUGAUUUAAUCCUCACUGUACAGGCAGAUGUCACUGCCGAGGAAGACGUCCAACGUUAUGUGAAUGAAACGACCGCAAAGUUCGGCAGCUUGGAUGCUGCUUUGCUCUGUGCGGGUAUCUCAUAUUCCUCUACGAGUAUCCUGGAGACCGAUGUCAAUCAGUAUGAAAAGGUGAUGCAGGUCAAUACCAGAUCAGCUUUCCUUGGUGUUAAGCACUGUGGCCGUGCCAUGAAAGACUCUGGAAAGGGCGGAAGCAUCAUUUUGGUAUCUUCCAUUGCUGGCCUCCGCGCGACACCAGGCCUCUCGGCAUACUCUACAUCUAAGUUUGCAUUACGGGGUCUAUGCCUGACCGCUGCAUCCGAGCUAGGUCAGCACAACAUUCGUGUCAACACAGUUCAUCCGUGCGGAGUCAAUACCCCCAUGUUCCUGGCCACAUGGCCUCCAGAAAAGAUGAAGAGUAUGCUGGAGACUGUACCUCUUGGUCGAUGGGCGGAGGUUACGGAUGUUGCUGCCUUGUGCUCCUUUUUGGCCAGCCCCGAUGCCCGCUUUAUGACUGGCGGAGCUCUCAAGGUGGAUGGGGGUAUCGUGAUGUAUUGA